AUGCCGACGCCAAAUUCGCGACCGUCGUCGCCCUCGCAAGCGGCUUCGACUCCUCGCCCGGUGCUCGCACACGUGCCUGCAAACCCGUCCGGCUUGCGCCAGUCGCAUACCCUCUCGUCGCCCGAGAACCCUUCGAUGAUCCUAGACAAUGCAAACAGAAGUCGGUCGCCAGAAGCCAUCCCGGACUCCAACGGCGGACAGUCCGAGCCCACCGUGCGCACCCGUCUCAUAGAACAGCAGAGCUGGGAUCAAAGACCCAAGUUCAUGCAACACUACGGCAGCACCUUCAGCACCGACUCGUACGACCCAAGAGAAGGCCUCGAGAGCGGCGCUGUGACUCCUCACAGCUUGCUCGAUGAAAGUAUCGACGGUCUCCUCGGUUCUGCCCCUGACAGCAACAUGAGCACAACUCGAUGGCUGGCCAAGCAGCAUGGUGUCAAGAGUGAGCGGACCAUGUAUUAUCAAUGGAAGUUUCUGCGCGGUGAUCUGAUUGCUGCCUUGACCAUGGCAUCUUUUUACAUUCCCAUGUCUUUGUCCUAUGCCUCAAACCUGGCCCACCUUCCACCUAUCAAUGGUCUCUACGCCUUUGUCUUCAAUCCAUUCAUCUACGCCAUAUUUGGUACUGUACCGCAACUGGUCGUCGGUCCCGAAGCUGCUGGCUCUCUUCUUACUGGUCAAGUCGUGCGUGAGAACAUUAGUUCCGGAAAGCACAGAGACAACGACUUUGCAAGUAACACCCAAAUCGCUGGAAUGGUUACUGGAAUCUCUGGCGCCAUCAUUUUGCUUGCUGGUCUCUGCAGACUCGGUUUCCUCGAUAGUGUUCUCAGCCGACCUUUUCUUCGAGGCUUCAUCAGUGCUAUUGGUGUUGUCAUCUUUGUCGAUCAGCUCGUACCCGAGACCGGCAUGACUGCACUUCUUGAACACGACCCUAGCGGUGCUGCACACGGCAGCUCUUUGACAAAGAUCGUCUAUCUGAUCAAGAAUGCAGACAAGGCACAUAGAUUGACUUGCGCUGUGUCAUUUGGUGCCUUUGCCAUUGUCAUGGUCUUUAGGCAGCUGAAGAGAAGCCUGCAGCCCCGUUAUCCCUCAGUGGCUUACUUCCCUGACCGUUUCUUGGUCGUUGUGUUCUCUGCCUUGUUUACAUGGGGCUUCUCGUGGGACAAACAAGGUCUCGACAUCUUGGGUGACCUGAAGACCACUGGCAAGCCUUUCCAGGUGCAUUUCCCAUUCCAGCCAUCCAUGAUGGAGCACGUUACCGACGCCUUCUCUACAUCAUUCCUUAUCGCUCUGCUUGGCUUCUUCGAAAGCAGUGUCGCAGCCAAAAGUCUCGCGAACAGUACGACAAAAAUCGAGAAGAAGGUUGACAAGGAUGGCAACGAGUACGAAGAGGCAGACGGCAUUGUCAACAUGAACGUCUCUGCUAACCGCGAGUUGGUCGCUUUGGGUGUUGCAAACAUCCUUGGAGGCCUGUUCAUGGGUAUUCCUGCCUUUGGUGGUUACGGAAGAAGUUUGGUGAAUAAGAGCACUGGCGGCAAGACGCCGAUGAGCAGUGUCUUCUUGUCCCUGAUCACCAAAGGCGUACUCGCUGCUAUGAUCUCAGUGGUAGCGUACUCGCUGAUAGAAGAAGCGCCCCAUGACAUCCACUUCUUCUGGUCGAUCAAGGGCUGGAAUGAGAUCAUCCUCAUGCUGCUGAUCUUCCUAACAACCUUCUUCUGGAACCUGCGCAUAGGCAUCGCCGUCGGCAUUGGCCUUUCCCUUCUGCGUCUCCUGAAACACGCCACUCGCCCACGCAUUCAAAUCCUCGGUCGCGUCCCUGGUAGUCGCAAUCAAUUCGAUAGCGCUGAACACGGCGGAUUAGAAUCCAUCCCUUACGUGCUUAUCGUCAAGAUCCCUGAGCCUUUGACCUUUGCCAACACAGGGAGCCUCAAGGAUCGAUUGAGGAGACUCGAGGCUCAUGGCACUAGUGCUGCUCAUCCUGCUCUGCCUCGCGUGCGCCACCAAGAGCAUAAUCGCAAUGUGGUAUUCGACGUUCACGGCGUGACAUCCCUGGACCCUGCAGCUGCCCAAGUCCUUCUCGAAAUCGUGACCGGGUACCGCGAGCGAGGCACGAGAGUCUUCUUCUGCAGAGUGCCCAGUCGCAGAUCUCAAGUAUGGAAACUCAUGCUUGCGAGCGGGAUUGUCGAAGUCUGUGGAGGCGAGUCACAUUUCACCAGGGGUGUUGAGCAGGCGCUCGAGAUGGCUGACCAUGAGGAAAGAGCUGAUAGUCUAAGGGAGGACGGCGAAAGUUUUGAGGAGCGUAGGGCGGCAACAACCUGA
This is a messenger RNA of Aureobasidium vineae, 2316 nucleotides long. NCBI's taxonomy places the organism in Eukaryota, Fungi, Ascomycota, Dothideomycetes, Dothideales, Saccotheciaceae. The record is from the annotation of a GenBank genome assembly.